This is a messenger RNA of Anas platyrhynchos (mallard), 7757 nucleotides long. It is a transcript of the gene MED12L, whose product is annotated as mediator complex subunit 12L. Gene Ontology annotation, biological process: positive regulation of transcription by RNA polymerase II. Gene Ontology annotation, cellular component: mediator complex. Lineage: Eukaryota; Metazoa; Chordata; Aves; Anseriformes; Anatidae. Gene Ontology annotation, molecular function: transcription coactivator activity; transcription factor binding; beta-catenin binding. The record is from RefSeq and is a predicted model, not a curated record.
CCCCCGUCCCCCCCCUCCCCGUGCCCGUGCCCGGCCGUGGCGGCGGCGCGGGGCCCGCCCCCGGCGCGGCGGGGGCUGAGGCGGGGGGCGAGGCGCCGAGUGCUGCUCCCUGGCGCUCGGAGCCCGCUCCAGCGGCGAACAUGAGCGAUCAUGGCCGCCUUCGGGCUCCUCAGCUAUGAGCAGAGACCGCUCAAGCGGCCGCGCCUGGGGCCGCCCGACGUCUACCCGCAGGACCCGCGGCAGAAGGAGGAUGAACUUACUGCAGUGAACGUAAAGCAAGGCUUCAGUAAUCAGCCUGCCUUCUCUGGAGAUGAGCAUGGGUCUGCUAGAAAUAUCGUCAUUAAUGCCUCAAAGAUUGGCGCUUACUUUAGCAGCAUAUUAGCGGAAAAGCUAAAACUUAACACGUUCCAGGACACAGGAAAGAAGAAACCACAAAUAAAUGCCAAAGAUAACUACUGGCUGGUUACUGCUCGGUCUCAGAGUGCAAUUCACAACUGGUUCACAGAUUUAGCAGGAAGUAAACCACUGACUAUUUUAGCAAAAAAGGUUCCAAUUCUCAGUAAAAAAGAAGAUGUUUUUGCUUACUUAGCAAAAUAUUCUGUGCCACUGCUACGAGCGGCAUGGCUGAUCAAAAUGACAUGUGCCUACUAUGCUGCUAUUUCUGAAGCUAAAAUCAAGAAACGCCAGGCCACCGAUCCAAAUAUAGAAUGGACUCAAAUUAUAACCAGAUACCUUCGGGAGCAGCUGGCAAAGGUUGCAGAGUUCUACCAUGUGACAACCAGCCAAGGCAACGGCUCUGUGGUGAUGCCUCAAGAGAUGGAACAAGCCUUGAAGCAGUGGGAAUAUAAUGAAAAAUUGUCAUUUUACAUGUUUCAGGAAGGAAUGCUCGAGAGACAUGAGUAUUUGACAUGGAUACUGGAUGUUUUGGAAAAAAUCAGACCUACUGAUGAUGAUCUUCUUAAGCUGUUGUUGCCGCUAAUGUUGCAGUAUUCAGAGGAGUUUGUUCAAUCAGCUUACCUAUCCCGUCGCCUUGCUUACUUUUGUGCCAGACGCCUGUCGUUACUGUUAAGCGAUGGUCCUACCCUUGUGGCUGCACAUUCCCCUCACAUGAUAAUUGGGCCAAGCAACCCUCCUUUGGCAGCCCCAAGUCCGACCGCGCCUGGUCCUGCGGUGAGCCCGGUACAGCUGGCCUGCUCCGAUUUCCUCUCCUGCCCUCAACAUCGUCCGCUGGUGUAUGGGCUCAGUUGUAUGCUGCAGACUGUAACUCUUUGUUGCCCAAGUGCCUUGGUGUGGAAUUAUUCCACAAAUGAAAAUAAGAACAUUAAUCCAGGCUCACCUCUGGAUUUACUUCAAGUUGCUCCAUCUAGUUUACCUAUGCCAGGUGGAAAUUCAUCAUUUAAUCAACAGGUUCGGGCAAAGAUUUAUGAAGUAGAACAGCAGAUAAAACAAAGAGGUCGUGCUGUGGAGGUGCGGUGGUCUUUUGACAAGUGCCAAGAAUCAACUGCAGGGGUGACCAUCAGCCGAGUUUUGCACACCUUAGAAGUGUUGGAUCGACAUUGUUUUGACAGAUCAGAUUCCAGCAAUUCGAUGGAGACUCUUUAUCAUAAGAUUUUCUGGGCAAACCAGAAUAAAGAUAACCAAGAGGUAGCCCCAAACGACGAAGCUGUGGUAACUCUACUCUGUGAAUGGGCUGUAAGCUGUAAAAGGUCUGGUAAGCACAGGGCCAUGGCUGUAGCCAAACUCCUGGAGAAGAGACAAGCAGAAAUUGAAGCAGAAAGAUGUGGUGAAUCUGAAGUCCUAGAUGAAAAGGAAUCUCUGUCUUCAGCCUCCUUGACAGGUUCCAGUCUUCCCGUUUUUCAGAAUGUCCUGCUGAGGUUUUUAGACACGCAGGCUCCCUCAUUAUCUGACCCAAAUAGUGAUCAUGAGAAGACAGAGUUUGUGAAUUUGGUGCUGCUGUUUUCUGAAUUCACUCGACAUGAUGUUUUCUCCCAUGAUGCGUACAUGUGCACUUUAAUAUCACGUGGAGACUUGUCAAUCACUGCAACUGCUAGAUCGCGUUCACCUAAUGGGGAAACUGUGGAUGAACACUAUUCUAAGGAUCAUGACAUGAAAAUGGAGAUUUUUUCUCCGAUGCCUGGGGAGUCUUGUGAGAAUAUGAACUCUUCUUUAGACAGAAGAAUUUCAGUUACCAGUGAGAAGUCAGUGAAGAGGGAAAGACUCAGAGAACUGAUUUUUCCAUCCAAUUAUGACCUCCUUCGCCAUUUGCAAUACGCAACGCAUUUCCCUAUACCACUGGAUGAAUCUUCAAGUCAUGAGUGUAACCAGCGCAUGAUUCUUCUUUAUGGUGUUGGUAAGGAGCGUGACGAAGCAAGACAUCAACUGAAGAAGAUUACCAAAGACAUCCUGAAAAUUCUGAAUAAGAAGAGCACUACUGAAACGGGUGUUGGGGAUGAAGGGCAAAAAGCCAGAAAGAACAAACAAGAAGCAUUUCCAACCCUUGAGACGGUGUUCACAAAACUACAGCAACUGUCGUAUUUUGACCAACAUCAGGUGACAUCUCAGAUCUCCAGUAAUGUUCUCGAACAAAUAACUAGUUUUGCCUCAGGAACAUCUUAUCAUCUUCCCUUGGCUCACCAUAUACAACUUAUCUUUGAUCUCAUGGAACCAGCACUGAACAUCAACGGACUGAUAGACUUUGCAAUACAGCUGCUGAACGAGCUGAGUGUUGUGGAGGCAGAGCUGCUGCUGAAGUCAUCCAGCCUGGCAGGAAGCUACACAACAGGGCUGUGUGUUUGCAUUGUUGCUGUCCUGCGCCGUUAUCAUGCCUGCCUCAUUCUCAACUCGGAGCAAACUGCGCAAGUAUUUGAAGGGUUGUGUGGGGUGGUCAAGCACGUCGUUAAUCCCUCAGAAUGUUCCUCCCCAGAAAGGUGUAUUUUAGCUUACCUCUAUGACCUGUAUGUAUCCUGUAGUCACCUGAGAAGCAAGUUUGGAGACCUCUUCAGUAGUGCCUGUUCUAAGGUGAAGCAAACAAUAUACAGCAAUGUUCAGCCUUCCAAUUCCAAUCUGCUGUGGGACCCAGAGUUCAUGCUAGAUUUUAUCGAGAAUCCUUCAGCUCAUAGCAUUAACUACUCAAUGCUGGGCAAGAUCCUGAGUGAUAACGCAGCCAACCGCUACAGCUUUGUCUGCAAUGCACUAAUGAAUGUGUGUAUGGGGCAUCAAGAUGCAGGAAGGAUUAAUGACAUAGCAAACCUUUGUGCGGAGCUGACGGCAUGCUGCACGGUGCUGAGCUCAGAGUGGCUAGGGGUUGUAAAAGCUCUUUGCUGCUCUUCAAAUCAUGUGUGGGGUUUCAAUGAUCUGCUCUGCAGCGUCGAUGUGAGUGACCUGUCAUUCCAUGAUUCCCUGGCCACUUUCAUUGCUAUAUUGAUUGCCCGGCAGUGCUUUUCUCUGGAGGAUGUAGUUCAGCACGUUGCACUGCCUUCUCUUCUUGCAGCUGCCUGCGGGGAUCCAGAUGCUGAGCCUGGGGCCAGGAUGACCUGUCGGCUUCUCCUACACCUCUUCAGGACACCCCAGGUCUGCCUCUUUCCACAGGAAACAGGGAAAUUAUUUCCUGGAAUUCGUUCUUCUUGUGAUCGUCACCUCUUGGCUGCUGCUCACAACAGUAUAGAAGUGGGAGCUGUGUUUGCAGUCUUAAAAGCAAUUUUGAUGCUUGGUGAUGCCGAGAUCGGCAGCAGCAGUGUCAACCCCUUGAAGAGCGAGGACUUCACUAUGAGAGGCUUAUUAGAAGACCUCAAUGAGGAUGAAAUGUGGGGUUCCUCUCACACACUGAAAUCAUGUGGAAAAGCUGUUUCCAUAGAAACUGCUAGUUUAAGCGAGUAUGCUAGAUAUGUGCUAAGAACUAUUUGCCAGCAGGAAUGGGUUGGAGAACAUUGCUUAAAAGAACCUGAGAGGCUAUGCACAGACAAAGAUCUUAUUUUGGAUCCUGUUCUUUCAAACAAACAAGCACAGAAACUUCUUCAACUUAUCUGCUAUCCUCAUGGUAUUAAAGAAUGCACUGAGGGAGACAACCCUCAGAGGCAGCACAUCAAACGCAUACUUCAGAAUUUAGAUCAGUGGACUCUCCGUCAGUCUUGGUUGGAGCUGCAACUAAUGAUCAAGCAGUGCAUGAAGGAGUCUGGUUCUGGGUCUGUGGCUGAAAUGAACAGCUUGUUGGAUAAUAUUGCAAAGGCGACAAUAGAGGUGUUUCAGCAAUCCGCUGAUCUAAACAAUAACUCUUCUAACUCUGGUAUAGGCCUCUUCAAUCCAAACUCUGUUGGAAAUGCUGACACAAGUAAUACAAGACAGAAUGGUAAAAAGACAUUCCUAAGCUCUUCUGAGAGGCGAGGAGUAUGGCUGGUGGCUCCCUUGAUUGCAAAACUGCCUACCUCAGUUCAAGGUAGGGUCUUGAAAGCUGCAGGAGAAGAGCUGGAGAAAGGGCAACAUUUGGGGUCAUCUUCUAAGAAGGAAAGAGAUAGACAGAAGCAAAAGAGCAUGUCUCUUUUGAGUCAGCAACCUUUCCUUUCUUUGGUACUUACUUGCCUUAAGGGACAGGAUGAGCAACGGGAAGGGCUUCUAACAUCACUGCAGAAUCAAGUUAAUCAGAUCCUUAGUAACUGGAGGGAAGAACGGUACCAGGAUGAUGUUAAAGCUAGACAAAUGAUGCAUGAAGCCUUACAACUUCGUCUUAAUUUGGUAGGUGGCAUGUUUGAUACUGUGCAGAGGAGUACCCAGUGGACCACUGACUGGGCACUUCUGCUCCUUCAGAUAAUCACUUCAGGAACUGUUGAUAUGCAGACCAACAAUGAAUUGUUCACAACUGUGCUUGACAUGCUGGGCGUUCUCAUCAACGGGACACUUGCCUCCGACUUGUCAAAUGCUUCUCAAGGAGGGCCUGAGGAAAACAAAAGGGCUUAUAUGAAUUUAGUGAAAAAGUUAAAAAAAGAGCUGGGAGACAAGCGGUCAGAAAGCAUUGACAAGGUUCGCCAGCUGCUCCCUUUGCCAAAGCAGACAUGUGAUAUUAUUACUUGUGAGCCUAUGGGAUCCUUGAUUGACACCAAGGGCAACAAAAUUGCAGGAUUUGACUCCAUUGAUAAGAAACAGGGCCUUCAGGUUUCAACAAAACAAAAAGUGUCCCCUUGGGACUUAUUUGAAGGUCAUAAAAAUCCUGCCCCUCUCUCCUGGGCAUGGUUUGGUACAGUUCGUGUCGAUAGGAAAGUGAUCAAAUACGAAGAGCAGCAGCAUCUCCUCCUGUAUCACACACACCCCAAACCCAAGCCACGGAGCUACUACCUCGAGCCCUUGCCCCUUCCUCCAGAGGAGGAGGAGGAAGAGCCUACCACACCUGUCUCUCAGGAACCAGAAAGAAAGUCAGGAGAGCUCUCAGAUCAGGGAAAACAUGGCAUGGAUGAUGAGAAGAAGACAAAAGGCAGGAAGAGAAAGUCAAAGUCAAGCUCAAGGACUGAUGAAUAUCCACAGAACAACUUAUACAGAGUGCCUCCCAAUUAUUCACCUAUUUCCUCUCAAAUGAUGCAUCAUCCUCAGUCUGCCUUGUGGGGUUACAACAUCAUGGGACAGCCACAGCAGCCUGGUUUCUUUGUGCAGAACCAACCCCUCCCACCAGGUGGUUCCAGACUGGAUCCAACAAGCUCCUUUGUUCCAACUAAUACGAAACAAGCCCUGUCGAACAUGCUGCAGCGACGCUCUGGCACCAUGAUGCAGCCCCCCUCUAUCCAUGCAAUCACACCUCAGCAGCAGUUGCUCCAGAUGAAACUCCUGCAGCAAGAGCAGCAGCAGCAGCAGCAGCGGCUGCUCAGGCAGCAAGCACAGGCACGAUCUCUCCAACAGGGCCAGCCGAUGGACCAAGCUGCUCUGUUCACUCCGCAAGUUCGCCCCCCGGCUCAGCUCCCGCAGUACCCAGGGUUGCAGCAAGCACAGAGCAUGCCUCAUGGAUACACAAUGUACAGCACACAGAUGCCUUUGCAGCACAGCAGCCCUGGCGGCGUGGUGCUCUCCCCCAGCUACAACCCCCGGGCAUACACAGCGGCUCACUCCGGCCCCGCGCUGAUGGAGAGGCUGAGGCAGAUGCAGCAGCAGCCGAGUGGAUACAUCCAGCAGCAGGCUGCUGCAUACAUCCAGCCUUUGGCAGGCACUCAGCGAUUGAGCCAUCAGCCUUUGCAGCCAAAUUCGUUGAUAGGAGGGGGACUGGACAGUGCAUCAACCACAGGUCCUCAUCCAAACCUGAACUCGGCACAGCUGCCUCAGGAGCAAAUGCGACAGAGGCAGCAGCAGAUUCGACAGCAGAGACUCUUCCAGUUGCAGCAGGGGCAGCAGCAGGGCCAGCAGCAGCCACAGACGCUCGGUCUCCAGCCCGUGCAGCCGCAGCAGCCCUUGUUUCCACGGCAAGGCUUACAACAGACACAGCAGCAGCAACAGACGGCGGCACUGGUCAGGCAACUCCAGAAGCAGCUCUCUAGUAACCAGCCACAACAAGGAGUGAAUCAAUAUGGGCAUCCUUCACACUUCUAAAUGAAAAAGAUGGAAAGGAGACGUAGUGUUACGUUUGCACUGAAGAACAGAACAUUCAAAUUUCAAUGCACUAGUUAUUGCUAGAAAGCAAACUUUCGUUUUCUUCUCUGAUUUCAAUAAUUAUUUUUUUGUGCUGCAGUUGAUGUGAAUAUGUAACAAGUUUUUUUGGGGUUUUGAUUUCCUUUGCAUUUAAUUAGAUUUAAAUGUAGGGAUGUGUGGGCCUACUUGAAGAAUGUUAUUGCAGAUUUUAUGAAUUUGGUGCUUUUUAGGUCCUGUUACUUUUAAAGAGGACAAAGAAUGCUGGAUUUAUUUAUUUGUGGGAAACACUUUCUUGUUAUUCUUUUUUUUUUUGUUGUUGUUAUUUUUUAAGAACUGCACUGGACCAAACUACUGAAUUGAAAGGCACUUCCAAUUUUGGCAUAGAAGUUGAUUUGUUCAUUAAAAUAUUCACAUCUUUGUUUAAUGGUAGAACAAGUGUUAAUUUAAAUUGUAUUCAUUUGACUGUAAUUUUCAUAUGCACUUUAUAAAGUUCUUUGUUUAAAGUAACAAUUCUCUCUCGCUCUCAUUGUGGUCAGAAGGUGCUGAAGUGGGUUUAUUGCUUGUAUUAGAACCUCUUAAAAUUUAUAUUAAAAGCCACAAUGUAAUGUUAAUAAACCUACUAGAAGUAGCAGUGUAUUUUCAUAUUUGGUCCUUUCAAUAUAAAGUUCAUUGGUGAUCAGUUGAAAGAGUACAAAACAUAGUAACAAGGACUGAGCAGUCAGAAUAGGUUUUAAUCUGCUCAUGUAGGGCAGCCUCCGAGUGCUGGUAAAGCCUGACGGGAGACAACUCUGUGUCUCGAUGGGUUCAGUAAGAAUAUCUCAUACGAGGGUUCACAAGGAGAGGGUGGAAAAGCCACCAGAGUCUUUCUUGCUGUUUCAGUGUUUCUGUAGCUGACACGUGUGUAUACUGAAGUCGCCCUAUAUGAGUUAUUCCUGUUAUAUAUGUCUACUACUACUUACUUUGUAUGUUAACUAUUUAAAAUUCUGGGUUUGAUGCUUGAUUGCUAAGUGAGUUUCAGUGGUGUAAUGCAUUAUUUAUCAUCAGCCGAGUGCAAAACUACAAGUAAAUUACAAAUCAAACCAUUAUUUAAACCUGUUCAAAUAUGUCAUAAUUUUGAGUUUAAAACAAAAGAAUAAAUUUAUUACUAUUUUAUGUAA